GCGCAUUAGGACGUUAUUGACGAGGAGCGGAAAGCAAGACAAGACAACAUUUCAAAAUAGCUGUGCGUCUGAAGAAAAAACCCACCGAAUGCAGUAUUUCAAGAAAGCAACUUCGCAUCUCUAAAGUAAAACUAAAGACGGUGUAGAUUGAAUGGAUGGGUUGAUACCUUAAUCAACGUAAGGGGAGACUGGCCCGGCUCGAUCAACGCAAUGUUUGUCAACUCCAGCAAAAUGUCCUGGGAAGGGUUUUCAAAACCAGACAAAGUAGUUCUUGGGGAUACAAUUCAAAUUCCCAUCGGGAUCGUCAUCACCAGCGCCAACCUGCUCUCCUUCGUGGCCCUCUACCGGUGUUCCCGGCUCAGCUUCCAGAUCCGGAUUUUGGCCAUCAACCUGUGCUUGUCCGACAUCUUAAUAGGAGUCAGCAUGGUUCUCCCAGCUCGGAUUUAUUACAUCAACAACUGUCUCUACAAGAAGUACAUCGCUUCGGCCUUUCUCGUUGUCUCCUCUCUCACAAUUACAAUGAUAAACCUGGACAGGUGUCUAGCCAUUCACUAUGGAAUCCGAUACUACACCUACAUGAGCAAGAAGGUUCUGACAUCCAUUUGUGUGGCCUUCUGGGUCCUCAGCAUGGUUUUGAGCUACCUAAUGUAUUUCAACCCGAACAGCGAAUUUGGUAUUUCCUGUCAACCUAUAUUUUAUGUUCCAAAGAACAGCGUAAUUAUUGCUGUCAGCGUAUUUCUGGUGCUGAUUAUCGCAUCCAAUGUGGUCAUGUUCACUUACCUGGUACGGGCCGUGCGCAAGAGCUUACACGUGUAUCAUUACAGGUACGGCCACGUGACUGACAAGUACAGGGACCAGCAGACCAUUGUAAUACAGAAGCUUGUGGUCAUCACCGGCUGUUUCAUAGCGUGUUCGCUGCCGUACAUAAUAACAACGUUCCCGAUUCUGGGUUCCGACAUUCCCUCCCGCAAACGGGCGCACAUAGUAACCGGCAUCAUCUUCACGAUGAACAGUGCAAUCAACCCCUUUCUGUACGUGUGGAGACUGCAAGAGACGCGGUACCAGAUGAAACGUCUGCUGUGCUUUUGGAAUCGGAGUUACACGGAGAAACUGGAACAGAGAAACAAGGCAGACACGGCCACUUACUGUAUCAACGUCAUCGAUUCGUCAUAGCAUACAACGUACUGCAAUUUAAUAUUAUUUAUUAUAAUGUUUAUUAUUAUAUUGAAAUUGCUAACUGAAUUCAUAAAUAAACCAUUAAUUUUGAAAAGCAAAUCUUGUGAUAUGCUCCAACGCUUUUUUUCCGCCAAAGAUAUCCAGUCUUUGUUAUUUUUAAAAUUUUGAUUGCUAUUUCUAUGCCAAGUUAUAGAUAAAUAUGAUGUUUAAUUUUCCUUACAUCUUAAUACAAUGGACAAUUUUUUAAAUAAACUUUCAAUAUUUGAUAUGAUAAAAAAAACGUAGAAAACUGCUGUAAACGUUUUUGUGACCUAGAUUUUGAAUUAAAUAGUUUUCUAAAUCGCACAAAAACCAACUAUU
Magallana angulata is the source of this 1536-nucleotide messenger RNA. RefSeq names its product melanocortin receptor 3-like. The record is from RefSeq and is a predicted model, not a curated record. The transcript has a single exon. Gene Ontology annotation, molecular function: G protein-coupled receptor activity. Gene Ontology annotation, cellular component: membrane. Lineage: Eukaryota; Metazoa; Mollusca; Bivalvia; Ostreida; Ostreidae. Bases 211 to 1173 code for a protein of 320 amino acids. Gene Ontology annotation, biological process: G protein-coupled receptor signaling pathway.